Neltuma alba is the source of this 1301-nucleotide messenger RNA. Its product is annotated as gibberellin 2-beta-dioxygenase 8-like. The record is from RefSeq and is a predicted model, not a curated record. The transcript has 3 exons. The coding region runs from base 5 to 1006 and encodes 333 amino acids. Lineage: Eukaryota; Viridiplantae; Streptophyta; Magnoliopsida; Fabales; Fabaceae.
AUUAAUGGAUCACGAGCCUCCAUUCCUGAAAACCUACAGCGACCUGUUCCGAGAGAGCCAGCAGCUUAUUUCUCCUCUAGUUGGUGACACAAGAAACUACGACAACAAGUUUUGUUGUGAACUACCUUUGAUAGAUCUCAGAAAGUUGAAUGCUGAGAGGGAAAUCAAAGAAGCUGCGAGAAAAUGGGGAUUUUUCCAGGUGGUGAAUCAUGGGAUUCCACAAGAACUGCUCGAGAGCUUGAUGCGUGAGGAAAUGAUCCAAAUGUUUCAUCGUCCUUUUGCCACAAAAUGUCAGCAACACUUUUUGAAUAAUCUUUCUGCUUCUGCAAGUGGUGGGUACAGGUGGGGAAACCCUUCUGCUACUUCUCUCAGGCAACUUUCAUGGUCUGAAGCUUACCAUGUGUUUCUUCCUGAUAUAGCAAGCAUGGACCACCACACCCAUCCCAGGUCAAACCUCAAGUGUUUUGCGACAAAAGCUACCCUACUGGCCGAAAGAUUGGCUGAGAUUCUUGGUCAAGAAGUGAAGAUCAAAUCCAGCUAUUUCCAGGAAAACUGUUUGCCAAACACUUGUUUUUUAAGACUGAAUAGAUAUCCAGUGUGCCCAGUUCCUUCAAAAGUGUUUGGCCUCUUGCCUCACAGUGACUCUAGUUUCCUUACCCUUGUGUAUCAAGACCAGGUGGGAGGAUUGCAGUUGAUGAAAGAUGGAAAGUGGUGUGGAAUCAAACCAAAUCCACAAGCCCUCCUUGUUAAUAUUGGUGAUUUAUUCCAGGCAGCGAGCAAUGGAGUAUACAAGAGCAUAAAACACAAGGUUUUAGCAGCAGAGAAGGAAGAGAGGUAUUCUGUGGCAUAUUUCUUUAGCCCCUCGUACGAUACAGUGAUAGAGAGCCAUGGUGGGGGGAGUCCUUCAAUAUACAGGAAGUUCAGUUUCAGAGAGUACAAACAGCAAGCAGAUAAAGAUGUUAGGGAACUUGGUGAUAAAGUGGGCCUCUCUAGGUUCCUUCUCUAGAAAGCAUAUAGAAACUUCCAACGUCUCCUUAUCAUCUCAUCACAACUGGCAACAAGUUCGUGAUCGCUACCACUCUUCAUCUGUCACUUCUAAACCAUAUAAAUCCAUCGUCUUUAUUCCCUCAUCCACUCUUAAACCUAUUUUCUGAUGGGAUAUUCUUUCAUUUUUACGUGUUCAGGGGGAUCUGGGCUUCAUUACAAGAGUGAGUGAGUGUGUGUGUGUGUGUGAUUGAAGCCACGUCAAGAAUCUAUCAGGAACGUAUGUAAUAUAUCCUAUUAUUAUUUGCUUGCUUGCC